AUGCCUCUAGUCAUCCUAGGCGAAACUCUAAGCUACCUCCGCUUCAAUUGCAUCUGGCCCAAAAAAGGCCACGAACUAAACCCUGGAAAAUGGUUCUACAUUAAAUUCAUACUAAUGCUCACCUCUCAGUCGGUAAUCAUCUUCGGCAGCUCCGCUCACUUAGUGGUGUCCAUCCAAAACAAGUCCAGCAACAUCUUCGAAGACCUAGUCAUCCUAAUCGGAGAAGUGGGCGUUUUCUACUUCAACGCGACUUUCGUCAAGUUUCAACAACCCAUUGCGAAGAUUUUCACGCACCUUUCUAAUUUCGAAAAAUUCGGAAUACCGCCAAAUUUUGAACAACGCAACAAGAAGUUGAUGUUUUGGUCGAGAAUGUACAAAACUUUCAUCGACAUUGUCAUUUUUAACAUGUGUCUGGAGACCUUGCUCAGGCUGAAAUCUUGCGAAAAGGCGAACUUGACGAGGAAGUUUAAGGAAAUUUGUGGAUUGGUGGUGACGACUUGGGUGCCUUUUGACAUCAAUGUGUUUCCACUUAAACAAAUUCUUUAUCUGUGGCAGUGUUACACGCUUUUGUUUACACUGAAAGGGGCUGCGCUUAUAUCUUUUUCGCUUAUGGAAUCGAUGGAGCACUUGGUGGUGAGAAUACAACAUUUGAAGGGGUUGUUGUUGGAGACGGUUGACACUAAAGAUGAAAAACUGAGGAACGAAAAUUUGGAGAAGAUUGGUCAAGAGAUGGAUAAGAAUUUCGCUAGGUGUUUAUUUACACAUGUGUUGUUCUCGGGGGCUCUUUUUGGAUGCUUGGGUUACACAGUGAUGGAGAGUUUCUCGUUAUUGUCGUCUUCGCUAUUUUCCGGUUGGAUGCUUUCCCUCAUCAUCGUCUCAGUUAGUGGUCAACACGUAAUGGACGAGGGAUUUUCAAUUGGCGAUACCGCUUAUGACAGCAACUGGUACGACAGAGAUGCUUCUUUCCAAAAAAAUAUCGUUCUGAUUAUAACCAGAUCACAAAAGCCUAUACUUAUUCACGCUGGCCCUUUUAGUCAUCUUGCACACGUCAUGAUCCUGACUAAAACUGGGUCCGCACUUAGCAAGUUCUUGGGGACAGGACUCGAGGACAACUUCACCCACAACUACAGCAUCAAUUAUGCAAAAAAAGCGACAUUUGUGUGA
This is a messenger RNA of Zophobas morio, 1164 nucleotides long. RefSeq lists its product as uncharacterized. The transcript has 6 exons. Gene Ontology annotation, cellular component: plasma membrane. The record is from RefSeq and is a predicted model, not a curated record. Lineage: Eukaryota; Metazoa; Arthropoda; Insecta; Coleoptera; Tenebrionidae. Gene Ontology annotation, biological process: sensory perception of smell; detection of chemical stimulus involved in sensory perception of smell. Gene Ontology annotation, molecular function: olfactory receptor activity; odorant binding. Bases 1 to 1164 code for a protein of 387 amino acids.